Messenger RNA from Drosophila simulans, 3161 nucleotides. It is a transcript of the gene 14-3-3zeta, whose product is annotated as 14-3-3 protein zeta. The transcript is spliced from 8 exons. Gene Ontology annotation, cellular component: cytoplasm. Lineage: Eukaryota; Metazoa; Arthropoda; Insecta; Diptera; Drosophilidae. Gene Ontology annotation, biological process: signal transduction. The record is from RefSeq and is a predicted model, not a curated record. The coding region runs from base 216 to 1091 and encodes 291 amino acids.
GGAAUUUCGCACCGCGCGGGUUGGAAAAUUCCUGCGGGCCCAUCCCUACGUCAGCGUUCCUCGUUUUCCAACACAUCUGCGCGUAGAGAAGAAGAAGAACCUUCACGUCCGAGCCGUUAGAGAAAGCCAUUGUUAGCAACUUUUGAGGGGCAUAUCGAACUGUGUGGCGUAUUUUAUUAGUUUUGUGAAGUAACCGAAAAAAAAAAUCAAACAAAAUGUCGACAGUCGAUAAGGAAGAGCUGGUCCAGAAGGCUAAACUGGCCGAGCAGUCAGAACGUUACGAUGAUAUGGCCCAGGCCAUGAAGUCCGUCACAGAGACUGGCGUUGAGCUCUCAAAUGAGGAAAGAAAUCUGCUCUCCGUUGCCUACAAAAAUGUGGUCGGUGCCCGCAGGUCAUCGUGGCGUGUCAUCUCCUCCAUUGAGCAGAAAACCGAAGCAUCCGCUAGAAAACAGCAGCUCGCCCGUGAGUACAGAGAGCGCGUGGAGAAGGAGCUGAGGGAAAUCUGCUACGAAGUUUUGGGACUUCUGGACAAAUACCUUAUUCCAAAAGCCAGCAAUCCCGAGAGCAAGGUGUUCUACCUGAAGAUGAAGGGUGAUUACUACAGGUAUUUAGCCGAGGUUGCCACAGGAGAUGCACGCAACACCGUCGUUGAGGACUCGAAAAAUGCCUAUCAGGAGGCGUUCGAUAUUGCAAAAACCAAAAUGCAGCCCACACAUCCCAUCCGUUUGGGUCUGGCCCUUAACUUCUCAGUCUUCUACUAUGAGAUUUUGAACUCACCAGACAAAGCUUGCCAAUUGGCUAAACAGGCGUUCGAUAUUGCAAAAACCAAAAUGCAGCCCACACAUCCAAUCAGAUUAGGUCUUGCUCUCAACUUUUCCGUCUUCUAUUACGAAAUUAUCAAUUCACCAGCGAGGGCUUGUCACUUAGCUAAACAGGCGUUCGAUGAUGCGAUAGCCGAGCUGGACACACUGAACGAGGACUCCUACAAGGACUCGACACUCAUCAUGCAGCUGUUGAGGGACAACCUGACUCUCUGGACGUCCGACACCCAAGGCGACGAAGCUGAGCCACAGGAGGGCGGCGACAACUAACCAAACAACUAAGCAAAUGUUUCCUUUUUGACUAUGCAAAUAUUAUUCAGUAAUACAAACAAACAAAAACCAGAAACAACAAAGAGAAACAAAUAUUAUAAAACGCAACCAGCAAAGCAAAACAAUUUGAAAUGAAACGAUAAUCCAGGCGAGAGCAGCAGACAGGCAGGCAAAAAGCGCGAGCAUUUGAGACAUUAACAUACGAAUUGAGGGCAGAAUGCUUCACAGUUCAUUUGGGGCCGAUGGGCCGGCAUUUGAGGCCGUUUUCCCGAUUGUCACGGGUAGUUUUUAUCCGGGCUCCGGUUGCAAGCGAAUCCAGUAUACAGAUGGUCAAACGCUUGGACAGGACAGAUGCCGGCCAAUCCGACUCAAAUGUAGCUUAAGAUCUGCAACUGCUUAAGAAAUACAGAAAAAUACAGCAUCGCUGUGAGGGCCAAACGAAUGCGGACUAUUUGGGAGUUUGGCAUGAUUUUUCCGGAUUUUGAAUCAAAUUAAUCUAGCAGAUAAUUCGUAAUUGUGUGUGUUUUUCCCGAUCGAAACGGCCAAACUCUAGAUGCUCCGAAUUUGUUCGCCCUGGCGAUGCCUCGUGUGGAUUUCCUCCUUACAAAACAACAAAAAAACAACUAAAUAAUAUUCCUAACUGUAUACACAAGAAAUGAAAUGAGAUAAUCGGUUAUUAUACGUUUUUUGCAAGAGUCCAAAUUAAUUAUUUAAUUUUCGUAUUGCAACAGAAACAACUGCAAAAGAUACAGCAACAACAACAACCAAGCGAACCAAAUGAGAAAACAAAAAUAAAAACAAACUUAUGUAUUAUUUGUAAUUCUUUUUCUAAACAAAUAAAACCAAAAAACCUAGUUUCCCAUUUUACGUUUACUUCAUUUCGAAAUUGGUUCACUUUUCGUUUUUCAACCUGCCCCCCACACACACAAACAGAAGCACACACAGAUACACACAGUCACACACAGACAGGGCUGCAUUUAUAAUGCACGUGCGGAAAUCGGUUCAAAUCCCAUGAAUCAGGAACCAUAUCUGUUAGAGGAAUGUGGCGAGAACGGAAAAAUACAGAAAAUAUAUAAUUGUUCAUUGCUAUUUUUUAUACAUGUCUUACAUAAAACAAAAGGGUUAAAUCUACAAUUGCAAUUUCUUUGUUGUUUUUUCUUGGUAUAAACAAUUGUGAAAAGCAUAACUCAUAUAAUACAUACAUAUAACCAACUGUCGUCUGUCAAAUGAAUUUUUCGAACGAAAUGAAAUCUAAUAUCCCCUCGCGGAAGUCCACUAAUACUUUUUUUUUACUGUGCAACAUGGCGAAGGCACGAGUUUUAUUGUGCGCAAUGUCUGCCCAAUUUCCCAUUUAUUCGUUAGUUGGGUGUAACUUUUUGAAGUACAUACAUACAUAUGUGUACGUUUAAGCCCAGAGAAGCGUUUCCCCAACAAAGAAACAGCCACAAAUUGUUCCUAAAAUCUGGCGAUUUUUUCUUAGCUGUUUUAUUAUCGUUCGAAAAUGUGGUCGACUUCAUCAAUCUAUGACAAUUGCAGCCUGCAAAUCAGCAAUGGAAAUAUUAAAACGGAAAUUAAAUGAAGAUCGAAUCAAAAUACAUAAAUAUUGUGAACUAAACUAUUCAAAUUUUUAAUUUAAAUACAAGAAAACUUUGCAUGUGUAUUGAAAGAAAAUAUAUUAUUGUCCAGCAUACAGAACAUAUGUAUGUAUGAUAAAAGUAAAUGUAUAUUUUCGCAAUUGAAUUUAUCGCUAUAUUAUGAAUGUGAGGAAUAUAAAAAAAAGCAAACAAAAAAAAUAUAUAUUUAAAUAAAAGAAACACUUUUGCCGCAACGCUAAUAAGUCGAAUCCCAGAACAUAUAAAAUAAUAAUAUUGUGAAACUGCAAUACAUUCAUGAAACCGAAAAAUAAUAACAACCAGAUGAAAAUUAAACCGGGUGUAGGCGUAAAUUGUAUGCAUAUAACAGAGGCAAAGAUUGAUGUAUGAGUGGAAUAUUUAAGUUUAUUGAAAUUACAGUUUCUUAAUUACCAACAAAAAAAAAAACAAAAAAUUAAAUAAAUAAUACAAAAACCAA